CAAAGCCACUCACGCACAAAGUGCUUCUGUGCCGGUUGGCUACAAAGGGCAAACGGCUCUCAUUCUCCCUCCAAAACUUUUUUCACUCCUUUCUCUCUCCAAAAGGUGGAUUUUGAAUCAGUUUCUUUCAAUUUUUCUGGUCUCAUUUCUUUUUCAGUAUACUAGCAAUUGUUAGGGAUUAUUCUGUUUGAUUCGGAAAAUCAGUCAUUGAAGAUGGAGGAGUACUUGCAUCACAUGAAGACUCUUCGCUCUCAAAUGAACGAAGUGGAAGAUCAAGCAGCGCAGAUUUCAGUUGAAGAGCAGACUCACAUCACUACCAUUCAAUCCUUUGAGAAAGACCUCGCUUCUGCAAAGUCUGAAACAAAGCGACUCAAAGAAGACACUGAGCAGAUGAUGAAGGCAAAGGGGGAGAUAUGCUCACAGAUAUUGGAAAAACAGAGGAAGAUUGCCUCUUUGGACUCUGAUUCAUACACUCUCGCUCAGACAUUGGAGCUUAUUCAACGGGAAAGAGUCAGUUUGUCUGCCAGACUUGUAGAAAAAAGUGCUUACUAUUCAAAGGUUGCAGAUGAUAUGAAUUCCAAAUUACAACAACAACAGGAUUGGGUCCACACUCACAGAAUUAGUGGAGAAAUGGGAGAGCAUGGAUCGGUGAAGGAAGAAUUUGACAAGCAAACGGCAAAAACUAAAGGGAAGUGUGCUAUUGAUAAUCACUUGAUCAUGGAUAAUCUGGGGAAUGAUGCAGAAAAGAACCUAAUUGCCAAGCUGGGCUCUGCCAAAUCCAAGCUUGUUGAAAUUGCACAAAUGAAAUCCAAACUUGUUACAGAGAACAACAAGACAGAGUUCUUGGAAAUGGACAUUAAGACCUUGGAAGAAGAAUACAAAGCUCUUUUAUCAGAUAGAGCUGGAGAAAUCGAGUAUUUACAAUCUCUGCAAAAGCAAAUUAAGCAACUUAAGGAUAUUUCACAUAUGGUUAAAUGUGCAUGUGGAGUGGAAUACAAGGUGGCAAUGGAGCUUUGUGCAUGAUGUGAUCAAGGACAUGAACCAUGGAUAAGCAGGAAGGCUAAGGAUACCGGUCAUGGACUGGCUCUUGUGCUGGUAACAGUGCGCACUUUAACAAGAACCUAGUACUGUAAAACUGAUAGUCUGUCUGUAAAAAUGCACUAAUGUGGAUGUAGCUGGUAGUACAUAGCGAGCUAGAGUAAUCUCACUGGUAUCUUUUUUGAACAAGAGGAUAUCAUCUGAUGCUGUAGAUAUUACUGGUUAAGAGAAUGCUUGUGCAAAAGUGCUUAUCAAAUGUAGAUAUGAGAACACAUACAUUUUCCUUUAAAUAGCAUAUGAAUCCUCUUUAUAUGA
Messenger RNA from Populus trichocarpa (black cottonwood), 1353 nucleotides. RefSeq lists its product as uncharacterized. Bases 214 to 1023 code for a protein of 269 amino acids. NCBI's taxonomy places the organism in Eukaryota, Viridiplantae, Streptophyta, Magnoliopsida, Malpighiales, Salicaceae. The record is from RefSeq and is a predicted model, not a curated record. The transcript is spliced from 11 exons.